AUGAAGAGUGUUUUGUUUUUCUUCCACUUAGGAAAAUGUUUUCUUAUUUUUCUUUUCUGCAGUAUGAAGCUUAUUCUGUCAGGUGGUGGUAAUGAUAUAAUGGAUUUUAAUGGUCAUGCAAACAUUAGAAAGAAGGCAGAAAAUAAUCAAACAUGGUCAUGCAGUUUAUUUUGUAAUGAAUUAGCUACGGAAUGCUUUCUCCGAUUCAGACUUCUCGUUACAACCGUUGGUGAGGAGAGCCUUCAUAUUUCCAUAGUUUGUUCAGCAUCUAUUGUUUUUCUUCUUCCGUUGGAAUACCGUAUUGUAAGAAAUGGUUUCUUUUUCUUACUGAAGCCAAUUAUUCUUGCAUUUUUGUCUGAGGAGUCUAGACUACCCUUGUGUUUAUUUUUUACAAAAUGGAGUGUUUUUGACAGCAUUUCUUGUAAAACAACUACUCUCUUUAAGUACCUGUCAAUUGCUAUGAAAAUAAAAUAUAAGGCUUUAUGCAAAAAGUUAACUGGUCGCAUAUUCCUAAAGUGGAUUUUUUUUCGAGGAAUUUGGUUGACUUUAGAACAAAUUGCAUUACCUCAUGGCAGUUGGGCUGUCUUUACAAUGAGAACUAUUGCAUUUACUCCUCUUACAUUGUGCUUUAAUAUUUCGCUGUACCCUAAAGCAGCAAUAAGUGUAACAACGAAUCAAAGUUGCCCUUGUAUUUAUCAUUUUAAUUUUUGGCAUAUUAUGUCAUCUUUUAUAUUCAAAAGGGUUGUUUAUAAAAAUGAACCGGUAGCUAAUUCUUUUAAACCACCUUAA
Molecule: messenger RNA, 789 nt
Organism: Echinococcus granulosus
Lineage: Eukaryota; Metazoa; Platyhelminthes; Cestoda; Cyclophyllidea; Taeniidae
Exons: 10
Coding region: 1-789 (262 amino acids)
Source: RefSeq, a predicted model, not a curated record